AUACUACAGUACCUUUGAUUGUGACGAAAUGGACAAGGAAGUGGAUCCUCCAAAACCAGAGCAGCAACAAGUAGUCAAAGCGGCGGACCUUUUCAAAGCGGCCGAGAACGGCGACGUCUCAACCUUCCAGCUUCUCUCUCCGGAGAAUCUCUCCAAGGCCCUCUCUCUUCGAAAUGAGGAUGAACGUUCCCUUCUUCACGUCGCCACUUCAUCCGGUCACUCUCAGGUGGUGAAGAUCCUAGCAUCUGCUGAUGGGUCUACAGAAGUGAUUAAUAGUAUCGAUGAAGAAGGAUGGGCUCCGAUUCACUCUGCGGCUAGCAUUGGGAAUCUGGAAAUUGUUGAGACAUUGUUGAACAAAGGAGCUGAUGUUAAUUUGCAAAAUAAUGGGGGCCGAACUGCACUUCACUAUGCUGCCAGCAAAGGUUGGCUGAAGAUUGCUGAAAUUCUCAUCUCCCAUGGUGCCAAGAUCAACGUUAAGGAUAAGGUUGGAAGCACCCCAUUACAUCGUGCUGCGAGCACUGGAAAUUCUGAACUGUGUGAAUUUUUAAUUGAAGAAGGAGCAGAGGUUGAUGCAGCUGAUAGAGCUGGUCAAACCCCAUUAAUGAAUGCUGUGAUUUGCCAAAACAAAGAGGUUGCUUUCCUUCUGAUAAGACAUGGAGCAGAUGUAGAUGCACAGGAUAAGGAAGGAUAUACGGUGCUUGGUCGAGCUUCCAGUGAAUUAAGACCAACACUGGUAGAUGCAGCCAAGACCAUGCUUGAGGAAUAAAACUUUGAAGGUAAUUUGUGGGACUCUUGAAGGAGAGGAGAAUGUUGUGUGAAUGAAGAGGGAUUAUACUGAAGACCGGUUUUGUAUACGGAUCUUGGAGAAGUGUUCAUAUUGUUGAAAAAUUAUUUGAGAUUCCGACGGGAUAAAUAGUUAUUUUAUACAACUAAUAUCAAAAAGGAAAUUACUCUGCUCAUGGUUCUUUUAUCAUGGUUUUCCUUGGUAUUUGAUUCCUCUAUCUAAAUUUGUUUUCUCAUACAUUAUAUGAAAUUCGAGGAAUUAGUCCGAAUUGUUUAUGAUUUAUAAAUUAACAGCUUGUUAUA
Neltuma alba is the source of this 1086-nucleotide messenger RNA. Its product is annotated as 26S proteasome non-ATPase regulatory subunit 10-like. NCBI's taxonomy places the organism in Eukaryota, Viridiplantae, Streptophyta, Magnoliopsida, Fabales, Fabaceae. Gene Ontology annotation, molecular function: protein binding. Bases 29 to 766 code for a protein of 245 amino acids. The record is from RefSeq and is a predicted model, not a curated record. The transcript has 5 exons.